UUUUUUAGACGUUGCACACUAUUAAACGUUAGCUAUCAGUUUUGUUGCUACUAUGUUCUUUUAUACUGUGUAUCAUAGGAUUCUUACGACACAUUUUUCUUUAUUAGGUGAGGAGAGGACUUAUUUGAGUUCAGAUAGUAUUGAUCCAGCUGAUUUAAAAUCCAAAGAUGACUCUGUUUUUUCUCCAGAGUUUUUGAAUAGUAUCAAAACAUCAGGAUUACCUAAUCAUGCUCUAAGGCUUAGGAUUGGUACACCAGUUAUGCUGAUUAGAAAUUUGGAUCCCACAGAAGGACAAUGUAAUGGGACAAGGUUGCAGAUUACUGGGCUGGCUAAACAUAUUCUUCAAGCGAAAAUCAUCACUGGAACUCGAGUUGGUGAGACGGUUUUUUUACACCGAGUCUUGAUAGAGCCCUCAGAUUCAAAGCUUCCUUUCAAAAUGAGACGUAGGCAAUUUCCCCUGAAAGUGGCCUUUGCUAUGACCAUCAACAAGAGCCAGGGUCAAACACUAUCUAAUGUGGGUUUGUUUCUACCAAGACCUGUUUUUUCACAUGGGCAAUUGUAUGUGGCUGUGUCAAGGGUAAAGUCAAGGAAGGGAUUGAAAAUUCUGAUUACUGAUAAAGACCAAAAACCUCAAGAUUCAACCCUCAAUGUUGUAUUCAAGGAAGUUUUCCAGAAUCUGUUUGAAAACUGCAAUGCAAAAUAGUUUUCGUGGAACUAAGCUAAUGCUUCCAGGUUUUGAAGCAGAGAGUCAUGAAAUCAAUACGUACUAGAAUGUAAGCCUUCCCUCGAAACAGUACAGAUGAACCUUAAUUCGCUAUGUUUAUAUGUAUAUUAAUUGCCCUUAGUUUGCUUGAUUUCUAUUUUCUGAAAGGAAAUGGCGAGAACGAGCAUGCAGCAAUACUUUUCAGAGAAGAGAAAAUAAGUUUUAUUGUUUCACAUAGCCUACCAGAAAACCUAAUCAAGACAAUAUUGUUUCACUAUCAACAUGGUUCCAUAUUUGGAUUUUAAACUCACCAGUCGUACUAUAGUAGUUUUAUCAUAUUUUCAUUCUGCAUCUACAAUUGAAAAUUUGGAAAACUUACAUGUUUGGCUUAUUUGACACCCUUGGAAUUGUAGACGUUUCACGGUUCUUCUUUUAAAUUUGUUCCAUUAUCUUUUCAUUCCUGUAUAAGAAAAUAUAAUGCAUAGAUAAGUUGGUAUUUAAUAGAUUUUAUAACAGUGAUGACAAUAAAAUACAAGUUUACAUUACAUAUAAUAUGUAAGUGCACUAUAUUUAAAUUCAAAUAGUUUUCUCACUUUUAUUUACAGAGGAAAUUAUUGUUACAAAUUUUGUGAACCCUAAUGAAACUACAUUAUCACGACCAGAGUGUUUUUAGCAUUUUUCAUUGAAAAAUUUUCGACAUCUCCUAUAUAUAUAGUCUGGUCUAUCGGCAUGCAUGCAGCAUAAAAAGUUAUGUUUACUAUAUAUACAGUAUGAUAAUUUUCAACAUACAUGUUUUAAAUUAUUUUAUUGACAUUGAUUGCUUGGUGAGCAAGCCUUCGGCGCUUUUUGUGGAGGACAUGUAUCCUUUUAGCCCUCUAUAUAUAAAACCAGGGUUUUAUUUUCAAAUAUUGGGAAAUACUGUCAGAAAAAAAAACAUAAGCUGUUAGAGUUGACUACUUCAUAAUACAGAAUAUAAAUAUAAAUAUAAAUAUAAAUAUAAAUAUAUGUGAAGUGUAUAAUGUCUUAAUGUAAUUAAACCAUCUGAUGAGUUAGAUACUUAUCAUAUAAGCGAAUUCAGCAAGAUCUCCCUGUAGUAGAAGCAUUUUUUUAUCACAAGGCCGAUCAUUUUGCAUGAUUUACAAUAGUCAAUAGCAAAAAUAUAUUCUUAUUUAAAUUCCGAUAUUAAAUUGAUGCCAAAAGUAAAUGUAAAUUCGAUCAUAUCGCUUUGAUUGUCAAUUUGUACGAUAAAAAAGGCAUUGACAUAUUAUGUUAUGAACCAUUUUAAAGACGAAUAUUUUCAAUCAAUGUCAUUAAACGGAAUUACUAAAAAUAGCUUCACCAAGAUGCUGUGUACUUUAAAAUAUAUAUAUAUAUGUGUCACCUAUUCAGACUAACUAACUCAUUAUACUAGAAAAAAAUACCUGAUCUCCAUUCUAAUCUAUUGUAUCUAGCGGAGAUGAUGUCUGUCCAAACUUUGCUGGGUGACUUGAAUCUUGACAUCCGUGAGCCUGCAGUUUGUGUAACCCUCAUAAGCAAAUGGGUCACAAUUACUGGUACAAUGUUAAAGAAAUCAGCCAUGGUUUUGGUUGAUCAGAAAGUAAGGGACGUUGUACUGAUUUUUCUCUCAUAAUAACUAUAAUAUUUAGCUGAAUAUAUUUUUAUUAAAAAGAUUCUUUGUUUGAUUUAUUAUUUUCUAUUAUCUUUUAACAGGGAACUACAAUAGAAGGAACUCUAUAUGAAGAGUUGGAAGCUUCAAAUCAAAUCACCAUGGAUGAAGGUGAUUGGUUUGAAAUUCGAAAUUUCAAAUUGAUCCAUGCUUCCGGUUUGAUACGGUUGAGCACGAACCGAUAUCAUAUUGAAAUGACAAAUUCGUCGGUUAUUUCAAAAAUUCAACCAAAGAUGUUUGGGAACUACUAUUGUUUUGCCCACUUUCUCAACGUCUUACGUGGUCUCUCCCACCCAAUGUACUCUAUAGGUAUACAUGUGUUAUUUUAUAUAAUUUAAGAUAGUUAUUUUUAACAUAUAAGGUUUUGAUACUUACAAUGGUUAAAAAACCAAUGUUACCGUGUUAAUGUUUUAGAUCUUUAUGGAGCUUUGGUCGGGGUAGGGGAACUCCAGGCAUAUGAAGAUGACAUUUAUGGUGGAAUAAGCCAUAAAAUUAAUUUCUCUUUGAUCAAUAUCGGGUGUGUACUUUCCCUAUAUUUAUGUAAAUAUUUCAUUUAUUAAAGCAAUUAGAGCAAUAUAUUGCUUUGUGUUCAGACUAUAUAUUUUUGUCGACAUACAGGUUUGAUGAAAUAAAGUGUGUUGCAUAUGGAGAUAUGGCUAUCGAGUUUUAUCAUUUAUGGAACUCCACUGUUUCGUCUGUAGUUCUAUGUGUCUUGAACUUCUGGCAGAUUGAACGGGCUGAAGGUAAAUAAUAAAAUAGAUUUUCAAGGAUUAAGUUUGUUCCAAAACAAUUACUGUUAGAGUGGCUAAUAAAGGGAUAUUAUAUAUAGGUAGGUUCAAGCAUAUGAGAAACAUUGAGGGGUUCUCAAAAAUUUUGAUUGAACCUGAAAUUACAGAGAUUCAAGCAUUCCGAAUGAGGUACUAACAUCCACCAUUCUUUUACACAAUGGAAAAUGUGAUCGUGUAUACAAUGUAUAGACUUAUUAUGCAUACCGGACGUUUUAUAUGUUACAUUCAGGAUUCCACCAACCCCAUAUUGAAGUCAUAGCAGGUGAUUUGAAGAAAGAUUUCAGCUUCAGUGAAACGAGGCACCUUGAAGUUUUUUUUUGGCAAUAAUUUGUUUCAGUUUUGUUUAUGAUGCUUUUUGCAAUGUUUUCAUUCCAUAUUAUUUAAUAUACUUCAUUUGGCUUUUAUAUUAUGAGUUACUGGGAAGACGGACCUAAAUACAUUUUGGAAAAAUCCAGUGUCCAACACAAUAAAUUACAAAGUACGAAUUUUGGAACUAACCUGAACAUUUGAGUUUAGUUGGAGAUAGAGAGAUUAUCGAGGUCAAAUAUUAUAACACCGAUCUGUGACGCAGACUUGCGCGGAGAAGCUAAUUAGCUAUUCAUCGUCUCGGGGAUGUCGAAGACGGUUACCGGCGCAGAAUGAUUAACAUCAAGGAGAACGGAGCAGACUUCGAAGAAAACAAUUUCAUAUACAUGAACCGUUUGUCUAAGUUUGGCUACACAAAUUCUUUGAUCGUCAAUUAGAAAUCAAACAUGGUGAACCCUAACCCCCUUUUCUGUUUUUUUCGAUGGCAAGAGAAAAGAGUUCUAAUGUUAUCGGUUUGUUAAAAUGAAGAAAUUAGGUAGUGUUUCAACAAAAAAAAGUAAUUAGAUUAAAAUUAAUAAUUAAUAAUGGUCCAUUAGCAUAUAUGAUUUAGAUAAGCCCAUCAAUAUAAGAAUUAAAAUGUUUCAAAAAAAUCCAAAAGAAGCCCAUCGACAAUGGAGUAAUACUAUUCUACCAAAUAUUUAUGAUCCGAUCGGACACUCUCACUCUGCGCUGUAAGGUCCACAUCAUUUAUAUAAAUACAAUACACUUAUUAUUUCUUUACUAUAUUUUUGGUUUUGUCGUAUAUCUUAUGCAUUCUAAGCAAAAUUCUUAAAAUAUUUAAAAAACCUAUGGAAAAUAGCAAUAUUAUCCAAUAUAUAUGUAAUAUUAUAAAAUUUAAAAAUUAAAACUCAUCCCGCGCAGGGCACGGGUCUCAUCCUAGUAUAUAUAUAUAUAUUAAUCUUAGUAUCAUUUUGCUUUCUUUGAAAAUAUGGCUUACAUGACACGGUGAGCAGGUUGUGGGCUUUAGGUAUUUAAAAACAAAAUGUAGAGGUCACGUAGACUAAACAAGCAAACAAGAAGUGGUGCAUUUCAUGGUAAAUAGCCAUCAAACAAAAGUAUAAAAAGUUGGUGGAUAAAAAAAGUAUAUACUGUAUAAUUUGCAGAAAUAAAAGCUAAACUAGGUCAAGAAGUGUAAUUUCGAGCAUUAAACAAUAUGAUACUUGUAUUUUCAUUUGUUUGAUUCUUGCGAUGUAUAAACAAGACAAAUUGUGCAUGACAAGCGACGGCUAUAAUCAUGCCUCACGACAUAAAAGUAUAGAAUAACCAAAAAAUACCGACGAAAAACAGACAAAGUUAUGGUCGAAAAAUCAAUCAUUUAACUUUUACAAUUAGACCUGGGAAAAAUAACCGGAACCGAAGAAUCAAACCGGAACCGAACCGAAAUACCCGAAACCAGACCAAUAUCUUCAAAUAUCCGAACGGUUCCUAUAUUUUUAUAUCCGAAAUAACCGAACCGAA
Messenger RNA from Brassica rapa (field mustard), 4981 nucleotides. RefSeq names its product ATP-dependent DNA helicase PIF1-like. NCBI's taxonomy places the organism in Eukaryota, Viridiplantae, Streptophyta, Magnoliopsida, Brassicales, Brassicaceae. The record is from RefSeq and is a predicted model, not a curated record. Gene Ontology annotation, cellular component: replication fork. Gene Ontology annotation, biological process: DNA replication.